UCAAUCAGCGAAAUAAAAUGGAGAAUUUCGAGUGAUUGUUGUUUUGCACAACAUAAAUCUCGCGUGCGGGUUGUCAAAAGUUUGUGUAUUUCGAUUGUUUAAAACCGGAUGAAAAGUGUUGAAAACUAAAGUGAAAUCUGGCCGGAUCAUGAUGGAUAUUGCGUAAAUCGGAACCGGCCAUCAUCCAGCGCACAAGGGGCAAAGAAAAAAGUACAAUUUCGGAGGUAACCAUCCAUCUCGUUGAGGCCCGUCCGUAAGAAGCAAAUCGUAAGGAGGCUUGCUCUUCUGCUUGGUGGGAGUGAAAAGAAGGCUUCGAAAGAAUCUGAAAAAAUGCGCCUCUUCCCGCAAUUCCGUGUUUGAUAUCGGUGUGGCAUUACAUCACAGCGUGAUUUAGGAAUUCGGUCAAAGUGAAACCCAGGGUGGGCAGAAUCCGCGCAAAAGAACGAUGCUCUUCAAGUUUUCUAUAUCAAUUAUCUUUUUUGGCGGUGGAGUGAGAUCGACACUGAUGGACAGUGACGUGAGUGAGCGAGUGAGAAGGUAACGGGAUUAGGAAGAAAAUAGUGUACAGAAGAAUGGGAGUCCGAGUCGUCGCCGGAGGCCGCCGCAGGGUGUAAGACACAGCGCGCAGAAGAGACGAGAAACGCGAGAGUCUUCAGUGUGUGGCGUGGUGUGACCAGGUGGUAUAGCGGGUUCAGUGCUGGUAAAACUUGAAAAUGAUAACCGUGGUUACUUGUGACGGAAGUACAAUGAAUAAAAGACGUAGAACAUGUACGCUUUAAUAAGUGAAAUGUGGAAGAGAACAGUGUAUGGUCAAAUUUAUAACUUAUAACUGAAAUAAACAUAGAAAAUCACCACCGUAUCUGGAAGAAGUCUUUAAAGAAAUAACCAAACGAAUAGUCUGUGCGGUUUGGUGGAUGGGUAGUCGAUUUUGACAGACCGCGGACCAGAAUGAAGGAGAUGGUCGGUGGUUGCUGUGUUUGCUCCGAUGAUCGGGGAUGGUCGGAGAACCCUCUGGUCUAUUGUGAUGGACAAAGUUGUGCGGUGGCCGUUCAUCAGGCGUGCUACGGAAUAGUGACGGUUCCCAGCGGACCAUGGUACUGUCGAAAGUGUGAAAGUCAAGAACGAUCUGCUCGUGUUCGGUGCGAGCUAUGCCCUUCUCGAGAUGGUGCACUUAAGCGGACCGAUAAUCAAGGUUGGGCACAUGUGGUAUGUGCUCUGUACAUUCCGGAGGUGCGCUUUGGAAAUGUCACUACGAUGGAACCAAUCAUAUUGCAGUUGAUUCCACAGGAACGGUAUAAUAAAACAUGUUACAUUUGUCAGGAAUUGGGAAAAGGUUCCCGCUCGACAGCAGGCGCUUGUAUGCAGUGCAACAAAUCAGGUUGUAAACAACAGUUCCAUGUAACUUGCGCUCAGCAACUUGGACUACUCUGCGAGGAAGCAGGAAACUAUUUGGAUAACGUCAAGUACUGCGGGUACUGCCAGCAUCAUUAUAGUAAAUUGAAAAAAGGAGGCAACGUCAAAACAAUUCCACCGUACAAGCCGGUUAGUCACGAAACAAACUCCAGCGAUGGACCAUCGUCUCCGGAAAAGGAGCUUGAACCUUCUACAUUGCAGCAACAUCCCAGUGGCAGCAGUAUGAGCGGUGGAAGUGGAAGCAGUAGCAUGAAAUCCAACAAUCGAUUACCGGGAGAGCAAGGUAGCUCAUCUUCGGCAUCAUCGUCGUCGAAGCAAAGGAAGUCGUCCAGUGCUUCAAAAGGUUCGACCAAUUCAAUUGCGACGUCGUCAUCAUCUGCCAUUGUUAGCAGUGGAAGCGGAAGCGGCGGUAUGGUCAGUCAAACGGGAAGCACUGCAUCUGCAGGAAUUGCUAGCAUAAACUCUGGAGCCUCCAGCAGUAAUGCCCCAGGAGGAACCACUGUGAAAACGAGUUCGUCCUCUUCUAGUAGCAGCAAUAAGGAUAAAGAUAAAUAUAGCAAAAAUGUAAAUAAAGUGUCCAGUACAAACAAAAGUCACGAUAAGGAACCAUCGUCAUCUUCGUCAUCGUCCUCGUCUUCACAACGGGACAAAAGCUCUAAAUCAUCUAAAUCCAACAGUACCAACAGCAGUACUAUGGGUAGUGGAAGCAGCAGCAGUACUACUGGUCUGGGAUCCUCAGUUAGCAAUUCAACUAGUUCCAAUAUGAGCAGUUCCCUUCCUAAAGAAAACGAUUUCUCCUCACUGUCGGCACCUACGUCUUCAGCCUCACCGAUCCCCUCCAGUUCCAUCAAGCAGCAACAGGAAGGUUUAGCUAUCAAACCAGAGAAAACUUUAGCCCAAAUUUCUUCUGCAGCUGCAUCUUCAGCUCGGGCAGCAUCCCUUUCGCCUGCUGCCAUUCCUACGACGCUGAUCAUCAAACCCCCUCACGACCAUUCGGGUACCAACAAGGAGAUGUUGUCGAAGGAAGCUAUCGCUAAGUUUACCACGUCGAAUUUCACCGAAACGAUAGUUGUCAACUCUGAUUCGGUUUUCGGAACCUGUACCACUAGUAGCAAUAGCGGUAACACCGCCCCAAGUGGCCCUAUGGGAGGAGCUUCUGGAAACAACCCGAACAGUGCGGGUUCUUCCACUGGUCCCCCUUCGGUGAUCGAAACGGGAACUAGCAGCGGUAACAACAAGAUGACUGUUUCCGGAGGAAGCUCGUAUUCCAGCUCCAGCUCAAGCAUAGCGAAGAAAAGGAAAGCCGAUGCUAGAUCUACACCGACCUCGAUAUCCAGUAUUGACAUUGAUAUAAAUCGUGAUUUGAUUAAAGACGUCGCUGUUUCUCUUGUGCCAUUGCCAUUCAAUAAGAGCGAUAACAUCGAUCCUGCUUGCUUGAGUGGCAUCGAGAAAACGAUCAAGAAGAUUACACGAGCUUCUCGACGCAACAGACAGGAGAAGGAUAGCAGCUCCAGAAAAGAGGCAACGAAUAAACGCAAGGCUAAAACGGAACCAAGCUCUCCUCAUCACCCGAGUGGUGACACCAACAUUCAAAACGUGAGUCCAAAUUUGGUCCAGUCUCACACGUCGAACAUCGUCUCAUCAUCAAUUAAACAUCAACAACAGCCGAACUCACCUCAGCUUCAACAACAACAACAGCAGCAGCAGCAGCAGCAGCAGCAUCCACAACAACAUCAACAUCAACAACAACAACAUCAACAACAACAGCAACAACAACAACAACAACAGCCACAACCGGGCCAGCAACAUACGCCUAGCCUUGUGGUGUCCGUUCCGUUGUCGACAGCUACCGUACCUGGUGUGAAUUUACCUGCUAAUAAUAAUGGUGGUAGUAGUAGUAGUAGUAGUAGUAGCAAUAUCUGCAGUGCAAGUACCAAUGCUUCAACUAGUAGCGCUAACAGUAACACGCCGAACAUCGUGUCGCCUGGUCAGAUGGCUUCUGGAUCCAGUCUGUACCAACAGCUGACACAGCGAACUGGCGAUCAGCUUAUGAGUGCAGCUACUAACCGGGCCAGUCCUGUGAUACAACAACAACUGAGUGCGUCGAGUCACGUAAUACAGAAUCCCGCUCAUUCGAUACUGGAACGACAGUCACCUUCGAUGAGAUUGUCACCUGCCAUCAUCUCUAGCGCUGGAUCGCACCAACAUCAGCUACAUCCUUUCUCCACCGGAGGAAUGGAGCUGACCCCGAGCAGUCUCUCGUCCAAUGUGUCCGUACUACAGAGCAUUUCACCUGUGCCGAUGAGUGCCAUACAGAGUACGUCAUCGUCGCCAAUCAUUCCGGGAGGUGACAGCGGUCUCAAGAUUACCUUCGAAAAGCAAACAACGAAUGCGCGGAUAGCUGCCAUUCAGGAGGAGGAACUUUCCGGAAGGAGAUCAAGAUCACAAUCAAGAGAUCGUGGUGGUGGUACCGGAAGCGGAGGCAGCUCUGGUAGUGGCAAAACGCGUACAUCCAAGAAACGCUCCCUGCAACAACAACAGCAGCCGCAGCGUUCAUCGCCAUCGAUCACCACUGGCUCAUCAACCACUUCCUCUUCCUCUGCCGCCAACAAUGCAAUGUAUGCUAACGAACCCACCGCCACCUCCACCACCACCAGUCGUAGUUCGACGCCUAGCAAUAACCACAACAGUAGCCACCCGAACGCUAGUAACAAUAACCAGCUUAAUCUGAUUCUUAACAGUAGUGCCAGUAACUCUAGUCAUACUAACACGGCCAAUGGUAAUAGUAGUAACAGUUUGCCACCAUCUUCGGUCGGAACUACCAUCAUCGGAUCACCGAUUCUACCCCAUGCAGAAAAGAUAUCCCAAAUCAAUUCCUCUGCUUCAUCCUUGGCAAGCGCUGCAAAUGCAAACGCAUCCAAUUCUUCGUCUAUUUUGACUCCCACUAUUACUUCCGCUGCUUCCGGUACACAUGUAAUUGAAACGGUCGGAAUGAUCUCUACCUCCAACUUCCAAAGCAACCAUCCCACCAAUACCGCUGGUCAAUCACACCAUUUGACAUCUGGUGGCAGUAACGUUAACAGCAGCCACUCCGGCAGCAACAAUAGUAGUAGCUUAACUGCCGGCACCAGCACCGAACACGGUCACGGCAAUCCCAGUAGCAAUAACACCAGUAGUAACAGUAACAGUAAUAAUGCUGUGGUGGUCACGCAUAAUAGCAAGAAGCUAAGGUCUUCGCAACCUUCUGCUGAAAUACCCUCGCCAUCUUCUUCCAGAACACCGGACAAUAGUUUCAGUUCUUCAUUCAGUUCCGGCGGAGGACUUAAGUUCUCCUACGAAGCACAACCCGGUACCAACCCUGCAGCUGUUGGCGCAACGUCAACCAUUAUUACACCUCUACCGACGGUGAAAGAAUCUCCUCCCAGUUCUCCCGGUUCAGAUCCCGGAACGGUUCGUAGCAAUAAACGUAACCGAAAGCUAUCGACGAACUCAAACACCGCUCUUGGAGCUCCCGAGCCCAAGGAAAGUAAAUUGUUUCAAAAUGGCGUAGUCCAUGCUACUCAUAUGUUGGGCAAUCAACUGAAUCCCAACAGCAGUGUUGCGCAGAAAAUGUCCGAUCAGUUGACCAUGGAACUCGAAACACAUGCAUUUGUGGAAGCGCCACAAAUAGUAGGACCUCCUUUCCCGGGUAAAAAUCAAACGGCAAGAAGCAAUACCAGUGCACCAGUACCAAGUGGACCUUCGCUAAGCUCGAUGCUUGCAGGGGGAGGCACAGCUACCGCAAACGGUAAUACGCCUCAGAGCCUAGAACAGCUGCUGGAACGGCAAUGGGAACAAGGAUCUCAAUUCCUAAUGGAACAAGCUCAACACUUUGACAUUGCGUCAUUGCUAUCCUGCUUGCAUCAACUGCGGAGUGAAAACAUACGGUUAGAGGAUCAUGUGAACAACCUGGUUGCAAGGCGGGACCACCUACUAGCUGUGAAUGCCCGAUUAGCUAUCCCACUGAAUCCCACCGCGAUAGGCGGUGUGGGUCUCGGUGGCGGAAGUGGCACGGGUGGUGGUGGAGGUCCCGGUGGAGCAGGAGGACCCGGCGCUUCCGGUGGAAGUGGACCUGGUUCCAUUGGAUCUCAAGGUCAAUUCAAUAACAUGCACGGUAACGGACCGCACGAAUCUGCUGGAAACUCAACUACCACCACCAUUUCGAGCCGAAGUAGUCGGAUUCAGCAACAUCAAACUCAACAACAGCAAUCACAGCCACAUUUUGGCAGCAGCAGCAGCACCGGCAACCUAAUACCACUGGAAAAUGGUAUCGAUUUUCGGCAUUCGAAUUCGUCCCAUCAAAAUACCUCAAGUUCAUCAAUCAGACAUCACUCUCCAUCGAAUCAAUCUUGUCCGCCUCCGUCUAACUCAUCUAGCCGUCAAUCAUCGUCCGCAUCUAGUGGUGGCCUAUCUACGGAGCAGACUACGUCGCAUUCCCGCUCCAACCGAGGAAUCAGUAGCAGCAGUGCUAAUAAUCCUUCAAGCAACAGUGUUACGAGUGGAAAUAAUAAUCCCUCAUCUUCAUCCGUUUAUCAGGCGCAGCAGCAAACUAUCUAUAACACCGCCCACCAGAUUCCACUCUUGUUGGAGCAUCACCAACAGGAGCACCAUUCCCAACAGCAGCUACAGCCGCAUUCGCAACAACAGCCACAGGCGCAUCACCUACGGCAAACAUCUCCAACCGUCUCGUCACGUUCCCAUCUGUCUCACUCGGCACGUGCAGCGGGCGGAAAUCCACCUGCCUCUCAUUCCCACCAUCCCGGUCCGCUUUCCCAUCACCAUCAAUCACUGACAUCCGCGGCUUCCUCACAUGCGCCACCAUCGCAGCAGCAGCAACCGCUUCCGCAACGGCAGCGACACUAAGUCAGUUUUAGUAGGCUUUAUGGAAUAUAUAUAAAUAGGCUAAAGGUUAUGGCACCCUCUUUUGAGUACAAAAUGGAUGAUAAAUUCUCUUCGUAACCUACAGAAAAGUUUGCUGUGAAGCCGCACAACACGGUUUGAUGCUUCGAAUAAGACUGUAAGACAGAUCAGGCACCCGAAAUCGAGGUGCAUGCCAAAUUUUAAGACUUAAAUGCACCGAAACACACCGACAUGGAUCAUACUGCACAGUUGCAAUUCAUAUCUAGUGCCGAGGAAAGUCCCACUAGCAUAUAUCUACUAUCCCUAGCGUUGGAGGUUUUUUUUUUAAAGUAGCACAAUCACAGCACAGUUUUUGAGGGUUUCUGACUUGGUGAUACAUUCUCCAGCAUGCUAAUAACUUAUACUACACUUAAAAAACUGGUUGUCAGUUUUCCAUGUAAUUCUGUCAGCAAAUCGCAGCGAAAUUCUCCUCGAAGACAAUGCAUCAAUAGAUCGUAACUGCUCUGCGGAAUUGUCAUAGCUUUGGUUCAUACAAUGAAUUCAUAACAACAUUCUACGAGAAAAAUGCGGAUACAACCUUAUUUGAGGGGGUCAGAAGGAAAGGGAUGUAAAUGACUUUGAUCGGUUCUCUUCAUAGACUUUCUCUUUUGAUAGUCACAGCUUUACAGACAGAUUUUGCGCUAUUUCUGCCACAUAGUUUGAUAAAGGAGCUUCUCAUCUGUCAUCCAGAAUGGCACACGAAUCAAGGAAUGUGUUUGCAGCUGAAUUAUUAACGAAAGAGAAAGUCGAUGAAGAGAAUCGAUCAAAGUCACUUAGACCCUUUUCCUUCUAACCCCCUAAUUUAAGAUAAAGAUCAUUUCGAUUAUAAGUACGUGUCGACCGCAGAUCAGCUUCAAUCAUCUGAUACCGUGAAGAUCCAUCAUUUCGCGCAUCACUUAACUUCGCUCAUUUUGUAGUGUAUGUAUUGUGAUAUUUUCUAAAUUUUAAUUUUUCUCAUACACUAGUGAAUAAUGCCUAUCUGCAUUUUCAACCCAGUUUAAAUAUCAGCAUUAAACUUUUUUAAUGUGUGAAAUUAGGAACUAGGUGCGUGAAUUUAUGGAAAUCCAUGCGGAUGGUUUGACUAACGAUAUAUGUUUACCGCUUACCUUUUUUUUUUUGGUUUUACCACAUUUUUCACACAGAGGGCAACAUGAGUUGGUCACAAAAAUUAACCAUUUUAUAUUUGUUCCAAUCCUAGUCACUGUGCCACGAUAAGGAUCCAGGAUAUGAUAGUAUACAACUUCGUUACGCCGUCUAAUGUUCAAACUUCAGUCUUCUGCGGGCCUCGCAUGUUAUCUAAAUCUCUAUGAAAAUUUAUGCAUGCAUGGCCGAAAUGGUUGGGAAAUGCACAGAAUGCAACUGAAAAUAUGAACAAUACACACAGAUGGGUACAGCCAUUGAUAAAAUGGGGGUUGGUUACCACUAGGUUACCUAUUGCGUCUUAAAGCAUCGCAGAGGGUCUUCUGUUUUUUUUCGCAUACACAAGUUUUUUUUUCUAUAACUAA
Messenger RNA from Ochlerotatus camptorhynchus, 7856 nucleotides. RefSeq names its product Alhambra (gene Alh). The transcript has 15 exons. The record is from RefSeq and is a predicted model, not a curated record. Gene Ontology annotation, biological process: regulation of transcription by RNA polymerase II. Gene Ontology annotation, molecular function: histone binding; nucleosome binding. Bases 949 to 6315 code for a protein of 1788 amino acids. Gene Ontology annotation, cellular component: nucleus. NCBI's taxonomy places the organism in Eukaryota, Metazoa, Arthropoda, Insecta, Diptera, Culicidae.